ACAAACCACACGUUGGAUUUUCGUUGUUGUCACACGUCGUGAAUUACUCAAUUUCAACACACCGCCCUCGACUGCUUCGCUGUCCCAUCAUCCUAAAUUGGAAUGAAUCCUCUAAUUAGACGGAGCCUCCCUCCCUCUGUGCGGAGUCUUCUGACCAACAUAGGUCCAAAGGAGGAGGACGUGUCUCCCGCAGAAACACCGAGCAGAGAUGGGAUCCUGCUGCCGUCCAGAGGACAAGAGGAGUGGCUCUCCCCGGCCAAACCCGCUGCAGAGCCCGCCAGCAACAGCAGCGGGAAAACAGCAUGCGUGUUCUGUAAAUGUAAACCCAGCUGUUACACGUGUCCCCGGUGUAACCUGCAGUACUGCGGACUGGCUUGUUACCAGAGCCCACAGCACUCGGCCUGCUCAGAGGAGUUUUACAAGGAGUCUGUUCUGCAGGAGCUGAAGGAUAUGGGGAAGACGGAGAGUGAGGGGAGGAAGAAAAUGCAAGAGAUUCUGCUGCGGCUCAGACAAAAGGCAGAAAGCACACACGGAGGGAUGGGGAGUGUGUUAAAAGAGGUGGGUAUUCUGACAGAUGACGUUGAAGAGGAGGAAGAAAAGAUGACGGAGAAAGUGCAGGUUGUGGAGCUUCUGUCCAGGUUAGCAGAGCUUCAGCAGUCUGGAACAGGAAGCACAACAGAGAUUGAAGCUAUUUUAAAGAGACUUGAAGAGAUUGAAGGUGGGGCGCCUUUGCCUGGAGACUCGGAUGAGGAUGCUGAAAGUGCAGAAGCGGAGCCGGACAUUGCUGAUCGGAUGUCAGGGCUGGAUAUUGAUGAACUUUCAGAGGAUGAACUUUGGGAACUUCUCAACACAAAAGAGAAAGACACUUUUAUGAGUCUGAUGAAGGGUGGAGCUCUUGGUGGUCUGGUUCCCUUGUGGAAGCCCUGGUGGGAGGAGCAUGACGAGGGAAGGACAGCCGUAGUGGAGGUGCUUGAGGAAGAAGUGGGCAAGCUGGAGACUGAAACCUCAGCAGUUGUGAAUGAUCAGGUUGGUGAUAAUAAAGUCAAGACGUCACAAGAAGUGGGACAGACACUGACCAAAUCCACUGCAAAGAUCAAGAAUGUUAAACGAGGGAAUUCAAAAGAAACAAGGAGAAGUGCAGGAUGUUCAGCUGUGCAAAACGUUCCUCCACUUUCCACAAAAAUUCCAAAGUUGACUUCUUUAUGUGCAAAUCCGUCUUCUCUGGUUUGCUAUGGUUUAGUCAAUGCACUUUAUGGCUAUGCUUUUACACUGACCCUGUUAAACGGUGACACUGAGGCGUUGAUGUUUGAGUUCUGUGAUAUGGUACUUGCUUUGUCCGAGGCACUCAACUCAAGCAAGGUGUUCAGUUCUGUCCAAGAGGCCUUGGACUGUGGAGAAACUGUAAUUCUGAAUGGCGGUUACUUCGACAGGGAGGAUCCGCUUGCUCCAACCAGGGCGGUGGAAGGUGUUGCCCAUAUCCUGACUGGCCGAAACAGACAGGAUGUUACAGGAUACUCUCUGGCAGCUUUGAGUCAACUUCGGACAGUGCUCUCUGAGGCAAAAAAGGGCCUUUCCAAAGAGGGAGAGGAAGGGGCAAGGAGACAGAAGUACUUCUUAGCCUGCAAGAAGUGUGAAUUCUUUCAAGCCUGGGUAUUGGAUAAUGUACACCAGAUUCGUAUACUGGCCAUUGAGUUGUGGAGUGAGCACAGUAAAAGAGAAAAGGUGAGGAACAGCAUGGAAAAAGCAAAGACUGUUGUUGAGGCGAACUUGAAGAAAAGGAAAGGAAAUCACUGUAAGCUGAUUGAGGAGCUGAGUCAAUGAAACCUUGCUUCUACAAAGCAAGACACUCCAUUUUGUAAUACAAUUAAUAUGCCUGGGAUGCCUGUUUAUGCCUGUUUCUGUGAAAUUUGAAUAAUAAAAGGCUAUUAAUAUCUGUUUUCUAUUUUUUUUGUAAUGUGUAGAAAGUAUUUCAUAUACAUAUUUUGUUAUUGUAACUUAGAAAAUGUGCAGGUAUUUAUUUAAUAAAAUACCUUUUAUUGUAUAUUGGAAUUUUAAAUAUAAAGUUCAUCAACUGCAGGAAUUAAAUAAGAUGGAAAUGAAUUAAGUCUUGGGUCUGUAGA
This is a messenger RNA of Cololabis saira (Pacific saury), 2120 nucleotides long. It is a transcript of the gene znhit2, whose product is annotated as zinc finger, HIT-type containing 2. The record is from RefSeq and is a predicted model, not a curated record. Bases 103 to 1821 code for a protein of 572 amino acids. The transcript is spliced from 2 exons. Lineage: Eukaryota; Metazoa; Chordata; Actinopteri; Beloniformes; Belonidae.